AUGGCUGAACUAACGAAACCCUCAACCACUGAGGUUGAACACGAAGACAAGGAGAAACCGGGGAACGCCCUGGUUUCGAACAUAGACCCUGUCGCUCAGAGGUCUUUGUUGCGAAAAUUGGACUAUCGCAUGAUGCCAGUAUUUUUCAUCUUGUACUUCCUCAACCACUGGGAUCGGAAUGGACUGCCUCAAGCCAAACUCAACGGGAUUUCGGACCAUCUGGGCCUCCAAGGUACACAGUACAACACCUGCAUAUCUAUCCUGUAUGUUGGCUAUCUCACCGCCGGCAUCCCAUCGAACAUGAUCUUGACGCGAGUUCGGCCGUCUGUAUACAUGGGUGUUUGCAUGUGUGGCUGGGCCAUAGUUUCCGCGUUCACGGCUAUGGCAGACAACUACGUCCAUCUUCUUGUUCUGAGGUUCUUGCUCGGGUGGUUCGAAGCUCCUUUUUACCCGGGCGCCAUAUACCUGUUGAGCCGAUUUUAUACGAAGUCCGAGCUUGCGACGCGCCUGGCCAUCCUGUACUGCGGGCAGCUCAGCUCAAGUGCCUUCUCAGGGCUGAUCACCGCGGGCAUUUUUGCAGGUCUUGAUGGAACGAAAGGCCUGCACGGCUGGCAAUGGCUCUUCAUAAUUGAGGAAUCAGCAACCUUUCUAGCGGCGAUUGGAGGCAUUUUCCUGCUUCCAGAUACACCUGGAAAGACCCGUUGGCUUACGGCUGAGGAGAAUGCCUGCAGCUUGAUGCGAUUGGAAGAGGACAACAUGAACGAGUUGAAGCACGAGACCCCGAUCCAAGGCUUGAUGAGCGCCUUGAAAGACUACAAGGUUUGGUUGUUCAUGUUCAUGCAAAACAUGCAUUUUUCAGCCAUGUCCUUCAAUCAAUUUUUCCCAACGAUUGUCAAGACCCUUGGAUACGAUCGUACCAUCACACUGGUCUUGACAUCACCCCCAUACGUCUUUGCCGCAAUGUUUGCACUGGCUCUAUCCUGGUCCUCUGGACGGUUCGACGAGCGCGCCUGGCACAUUUAUGGUGGCAAUGCCCUUGCUGUGGUCGGCUUUGCUGUAGCUUGUGCAACAACAAGUGUGGCGCCCCGAUAUGUCGCCUGCUUCUUGUUCGCCGCUGGCUCAUACUCUACAGGCAGCAUUAUUCUCGGCUGGGCUGCUGCUAAUGUCGUUGAUUCCCACGAAAAGAAAGCUGUCACGAUGGCUAUGGUCAACUUUUCUGCAGUCGCAGCAAACAUUUAUACGGCUUAUCUAUGGCCUGAUUCUGACAGCCCACGUUUCUUGGUCGGACUCGGCAGUAGUAUUGGAUUCUGCGUUAUGUGCAUGUUAUUCGCGCACUUUGCCUGGUUUCUGUUCAGAAGGCUCAAUAGACAACGGCUACGGGAGGCUGAUGGGGACUCCGUAAAGCUGUUUGCGACAUAG
Messenger RNA from Colletotrichum siamense, 1419 nucleotides. Its product is annotated as putative transporter. The transcript has 5 exons. Gene Ontology annotation, cellular component: membrane. NCBI's taxonomy places the organism in Eukaryota, Fungi, Ascomycota, Sordariomycetes, Glomerellales, Glomerellaceae. The record is from RefSeq and is a predicted model, not a curated record. Gene Ontology annotation, biological process: transmembrane transport. Gene Ontology annotation, molecular function: site-specific DNA-methyltransferase (cytosine-N4-specific) activity; DNA binding; transmembrane transporter activity. Bases 1 to 1419 code for a protein of 472 amino acids.